Molecule: messenger RNA, 1317 nt
Organism: Penicillium hordei
Lineage: Eukaryota; Fungi; Ascomycota; Eurotiomycetes; Eurotiales; Aspergillaceae
Exons: 2
Coding region: 1-1317 (438 amino acids)
Source: RefSeq, a predicted model, not a curated record
AUGAUGCGACCGCGCGACCCCCGCAUCCGACAACGGAUCAAUCAGAUCUCCCAUAACCUUGAGACCGCCAACGAAACCGCCCAAGAGGGGCUUUAUACUUUCUCUCACAACUACAUAUCCCCGUGUUUUGAAUCCAUUGGAAACUGUGUGGCUGUAUGUACAGCACCUUGCCUCCCGAGCCGAGAAGACCACCUAAGGCGGCGACGACGCGGCCAAACCGAAGCCAACUUUGAUUUCUACGACGACUGGGCCAAUGAAGAAGAUGAUGAUAGCUUAAUCGGAUGGGGUACUGGCGAACUCGACCGCCUCCUUGCUGGCAGCGGGCUGGCGCGCGGAGCUGCUGACCAGCCGCGUCGGCCCAGGAGGAUGAGCUACGGGACACGCAACACUCGGCGAAGGAGCACCGUGCACAUUCCGGACAACCGGGACGACCCAACUGUGAUUCCCAGUUCUUCUCUCCUUGGCUUUCUCGAACGCUUUCCGUGGAGAUUCGGUGCAAGGGGAGUCAAGUAUCGGCCUUCGGCUGCUGAUCUCCAAGAACACCCCGGCGCCCGGCGCUAUGCGCACGAAGACGAGCCGCUAAUGGAAGCUAUGGGCGAUGACGAUGAUGAUCGAGGUCACUUGUCGCCGACCCCUAAUGGGAGGAAUCGCAGUGCCACCCAAUCUUCCCGCGGAACGGACAACUCCCUUAGCUCGCGCGGGGAUCUAUUCCCUAGUGAUGAGGAGGAAGAUGCAGUGCCCCUUGAUGAUGAGUUCGCGCUUGCUUUCGGGCGCCGGGGAACAGGCUUGGAAUCAGAUGAUCAGUCCGGGGCGAAGUCUGAAAUUAUAGAGUCUGCGGCGGCGUCCAGUCUAGGCGCCGCGUCCUCCAAAAAGGCAAAACGGAAGAAGAAACGCUCCCCAAAGCGAUCGCCUAGUUACAAUGACGCCGCCAUUGCUCAAAUUAUUGACACACCGUCAAUGGCAGACUUGAAGACAGAAGAGCAGCGCGCCGCAUUGGAAGAAGAAGCGGAUAUUGCGAGACGCCGGCUUGCUGCACACGAGUUGGCGUUGAGUCGAGGCCUUGAUCCGGUUGGUGGUGAUAAACCUGCCGCAACAUCCACCAGUCCAAGUAUCCGAUCUCAAGAUCAAUUUAAUACCCCGAAACGGACCUUCAGCGAGUCAUCAAGCCGCCGGUUGUCCGACAACCUAACCGAGCCGUUCCCACGCUUAUCUAUGUCGCCUUCAUCCUUGGCCGUGGAUUCUCCGGGCUUAUCGAAAACCUCGCCGAGGGAUAUGUCUCCUCAUGAGCUUGGUGAAAACACGAUUUCUCUCGAUUGA